Messenger RNA from Cladophialophora yegresii CBS 114405, 2409 nucleotides. RefSeq lists its product as uncharacterized. Bases 1 to 2409 code for a protein of 802 amino acids. The transcript has 2 exons. The record is from RefSeq and is a predicted model, not a curated record. Gene Ontology annotation, cellular component: plasma membrane. Gene Ontology annotation, molecular function: calcium-activated cation channel activity. Lineage: Eukaryota; Fungi; Ascomycota; Eurotiomycetes; Chaetothyriales; Herpotrichiellaceae.
AUGUCAGCCAGGGAUUCCAAGAACCCAUCUUGGAAUGACCAGUUCAAGAGCACCAACCAACGCGAUUUCAACCUGCAAGUGAUUAUCUCGGUUGUCUUUGGGCUGAGUGCUUUCCUCUCGUUCUGUGUUCUCCGACCCAAAUGGACGAGUUUAUAUCAUGCGCGCAAGAAACAAUCGGGCGCGGCAUCGCGUCUUCCCGAAUUACCAAAGUCGCUGUUCGGAUGGAUUCCCGUGCUGCUCAGAAUCAACGAAGCCGAAGUGCUCGCCUCUGCUGGCCUUGACGCCUACGCUUUCCUGUCCUUCUUCCGAUAUGCAGUCAAGUUCCUCUCCGUGACCCUCUUCUUCUCUCUCACCAUCAUCUUGCCCGUCAACUACAAAUUUACCGGCGAACUACCCUACCCUCCCAUCAAUGCCACCGCACCCUUUAUCGCCCCUACGUUCCUCUUUGAAGACGAUACGAAAAGGCCAAAGAAGCCGAAGAUCGAGAAGGACGACAGUUACCUAUGGAUGUACGUGGCGUUCGCGUAUUUUUUCACCGGAGUGGCCAUCUACCUCCUGGUCAGAGAGACAACAAAUAUCAUUCGCAUACGACAAGCCUAUCUCGGCAGCCAGGCUACCAUAACCGAUCGAACCCUCCGUCUUUCGGGAAUACCGAGUGAGAUGAGAUCUGAGGAAGCAAUCAAGCACUUCAUUGAAGACCUGCAGAUUGGGAAGGUUGAUAGUGUCAUGCUGUGCAAAAACUGGAAGGCUCUGGAUGAAUUGAUGGCCAAGCGCAUGACGUGCCUGCGGAAAUUGGAAGAGUCUUGGGCGUCGUACUUAGGCCAUCACCAUUCAAUGCGCCAUUCCCGACGCACCCACAGACAGGGGAAUGGUAUUGACGGCGAUGAAGAAAGUGGAGCUCUGCUGUCAAGAUCGGAAAUGGAACAGGCUCAUGCAACGCCCGCCGACAGACCGCGGCCGACCCACACUAUCCGAUACGGUCCGCUCAAGCUUUACGGCAGGAAGGUUGAUGCUAUCGAUUAUUUCGAGGAAAAGCUACGGGUCAUGGACGAAAAGAUACAUGCAUUGAGGUCGACCGAGUUCAAGCCGACUCCAUUAGCCUUUGUCACCAUGGAAUCUACCGCAGCCAGUCAAAUGGCUGUGCAAGCCAUUCUAAGCCCUAAGCCAGGAGAACUCCUUGCCAGCCUAGCCCCUCCACCGGCCGAUGUUGUCUGGAAGAACACGUAUAUCUCUCGCAACAUUCGCAUGGCCCGGUCCUGGAGCAUUAUGAUCUUCAUUGGCUUCCUAACCAUCCUGUGGGCUGCCAUUGUCGCCCCUUUGGCUGGUCUGCUCAGUAUCGAAGUCAUUGACAAAGUGCUGCCUGGCUUGGCUCAAGCACUAGAGGACCACGAGAUCAUUCGAUCCCUCGUUCAAACGGGUCUCCCUACCCUGUUGUUCUCGCUAUUGGCUCUGGCCGUUCCGUACUUAUACGACUGGCUUGCCAAUCAGCAGGGAAUGACAUCUCAGGGCGACGUGGAAAUGUCGGUGAUAUCCAAGAAUUUCUUCUUCAUCUUUUUCAACCUGUUCAUCGUCUUCACGAUAUGGGGCUCCGCCACCACAUUCUACGACUUCUGGCAGGACUUGCGAGACAUCUUCCGCGACACGGCCGGAAUAGCCUACGCAGUUGCUAAAGCUCUCGAACAGCUUUCGCCCUUCUACGUCAACCUCAUUGUCCUCCAGGGCUUGGGACUCCUUCCAUUCAGAUUACUCGAGUUUGGCUCAGUCGCAUUGUACCCUUUCUAUCUCAUUGCGGCAAAAACACCCCGGGACUAUGCGGAAUUGUCUCAACCGCCAAUCUUCAGUUACGGCUUCUAUUUACCUCAGACCAUGCUUAUAUUCAUCAUCUGUGUUGUCUACAGCGUUCUUCCAGCCUCCUGGAUGAUCACCCUUUUCGGCUUGGUGUACUUCCUCAUCGGUGGUUUCAUCUACAAGUACCAGCUACUCUACGCCAUGGAACAUCGUCAGCACUCGACCGGGCGGGCUUGGCCCAUGAUAUGCAACCGCAUCAUCACAGGACUGAUCCUCUUCCAGGUUGCCAUGACCGGCAUUCUUGCGUUACGAGGAGCUUUGACGGCCUCAGUGUUCUUGGCCCCAUUGCUGGCUGGGACCAUUUGGUUUACUGUGUAUUUCCAGCGCACAUACGUCCCUCUCAUGCGUUUCAUCGCUCUUAAGAGCAUUGAUCGUGCCAGCUCGCCCCAGCUUCCCACGCCGCCGGAGUCUGCUUGGGAUAGAGAUACCGACUACGGCCAAGACGUCGACACAAGCCGCGACACCGGUCUCCGGUAUAUCAACCCUAGCCUUGUCCGGCCACUGGAGACUUUGUGGAUACGGAAACCUGGUCACGGACGCCCGGAGCACAGUCAGACUUGA